GGGUUUUCCCAUAAUAUUGGAGCAUUCAGUACUUUUGAAUUUCUGUUUGACAGUCAUUUCUUACAUCUUUUCAAGUCUCCUCAUGAUGCAGCGUAACUUUUGUAUCUAUUUAAUUUUAUUAUUGACAAAGCAAUUGGCGUUUGCUUCCGAUUUAGAUGAGUAUACGGAGCGUGAAAAGAAUGAAAUUGAAUUAUAUCGCCAGCUAUUUCUUCGUUUGAAUACAAUUAUUAAAGCUAAUAUUGAAAUGAAAGGUGAAAUAUUGGAUGUAAAGGAUGAGUUGAAGACAAUCGAUGAAAAAUUAAAUACGACCAGUUCGACUCAGUGUUGCAGUGGAGUUACCAAAUACGACCCCUUUUUAGAUGAGCAAUUCCAAAAUUUCGGUGAUGGUUGGAUAACCAUUCAGAGACGUCUCAAUGGCAUUGAGAAUUUCGAUCGCCCUUGGGCUGAUUACAAAAAUGGUUUUGGCGACAGCUCUCUAGAAUUCUUUAUUGGCUUGGAAAAGCUGUAUGCCCUAACUCUCGUCAAACCUUGUGAAUUAUUAAUUGUUUUAAAAGAUUUCGAUAAGAAUACGCGAUAUGCUCACUAUGACACAUUUCGUUUGGGUUCGGAAAGUGAAAAUUAUCUUCUAAAGGAAUUGGGUCGGUAUAGUGGUACGGCUGGUGAUUCCUUGGGCUAUCACAAGGGUGCGCAAUUUUCUACACUAGAUCGUGACAAUGAUGCGCAUGCAAGUCUACAUUGUGCCGAGAAAUUUGGUGGCGGUUGGUGGUAUCAGGCGUGUCAUGAGAGUAACCUCAAUGGCCAUUAUGUAAAAAGUGAUCACGAACGUAGCUUUGCUUCCGGUAUCCAUUGGAAAACAUUUCGUCCGAACUGGUAUUCCCUGAAAUUUUCCCAAAUUAUGGUGCGACCAAAAUGAAGAUUUAAAGAGGGGUUUUUCAAUAAAGAAAUAAAUUGAAAUGUAA
Musca domestica (house fly) is the source of this 959-nucleotide messenger RNA. RefSeq names its product ficolin-1-B. The record is from RefSeq and is a predicted model, not a curated record. The transcript has 4 exons. Lineage: Eukaryota; Metazoa; Arthropoda; Insecta; Diptera; Muscidae. Bases 83 to 913 code for a protein of 276 amino acids.